GCAGCCAUGUCCGGUCGCGGCAAAGGAGGCAAAGGCCUGGGCAAGGGCGGCGCCAAGCGCCACCGCAAGGUGUUGCGUGACAACAUCCAGGGCAUCACCAAGCCCGCCAUCCGCCGCCUGGCCCGCCGCGGCGGCGUCAAGCGCAUCUCCGGCCUCAUCUACGAGGAGACGCGCGGGGUGCUCAAGGUCUUCCUGGAGAACGUGAUCCGUGACGCCGUCACCUAUACGGAGCACGCCAAGCGCAAGACGGUCACGGCCAUGGACGUGGUCUACGCGCUCAAGCGCCAGGGCCGCACGCUCUACGGCUUCGGCGGCUGAGUUUCUGCUUUCUCGGUAGCUUACGUCGUCUAUAAACAAAGGCCCUUUUCAGGGCCGCCCACGAGUUCGUAUAAAAGAGCUGACCUAGCUUUAGCAUUGGUAUUUUAUAAAUUGUAUCCCGAGACGUACUGUCCUGGCUAAAGUGAGGUCCUCUAAUGUACACCAGGGCUAGAAGAACGCUUAGUGGUUGUUAACUUUGCUUUUAACGACCUAUGCAAAACGUUGGAAAACGGAAACAGUAACGCGUUGGGAACCCAGUGUUGAAACCUGGGGCUGCUGGUUGAGGCACCAUUCUUCAUCCCGUCUGGGCUCACUGCCCUGUCAGGCAAGUGAGGCACAUUCUUGGACCAUUCUCAUAAUUCCAACCUCUUAGGAACACAGUGUCCAUCAUCUUCAAGCCUGGCAGUGACUGGAAUUGGUUAGCAACAAAUGGAAAUCUGUUAGGUCAUGUUCCAUUUAGGGCACAUUUUUUCCAAAAGGCCUAAUCAUACAAAUGUCAAGAGAGGACCUAGUGAGCCAUGGAGAAUAUGCUGGAAUGUCAAGUCACACAAUGCAUAGUUUUGUACCAGGCUUUGUUUAGUAACACCUGAAACCAAGGUCCCAAAUAAAUGAACAUUAGUAUAAGUAUAUGACA
Molecule: messenger RNA, 952 nt
Organism: Sciurus carolinensis (gray squirrel)
Lineage: Eukaryota; Metazoa; Chordata; Mammalia; Rodentia; Sciuridae
Product: histone H4
Exons: 1
Coding region: 7-318 (103 amino acids)
Biological process (GO): nucleosome assembly
Cellular component (GO): nucleosome
Molecular function (GO): protein heterodimerization activity; DNA binding; structural constituent of chromatin
Source: RefSeq, a predicted model, not a curated record